AUCCACUCCCUCCCUCUCCCUCCACUCAUUUCCGCUCUCUUUUCCUCCAUACCAUAAGCCACUAAGCAAGAAAAAGAUAAGACAUUCACAAAAAUAGCUACAGAAACCAAAAACAAGAUAGCCAGAAUUCUCUUUUCUCUUCUCUUUUGAUCUCUGGCUAGAGCUGCGGGAAAUUCGCUGCCAACAUGUCUUGCUCAAAUUUGACAAUGUGGGUGUCCUCAAAGCCAUCCCUUUCUGACACUUCUUCACUCUCUUUUUGCUCUUCUCUCAACCCUUUUCAGCUUCCUACUCACAGCUCAGGCAGCAACAGCCCUUCAAGAUCCUCUUCUGCCACCCCAAUUCACUGCAAUCUCCGCGAUCUUCGAACUCGUAUAGAUUCUGUGAAGAACACACAGAAGAUCACCGAGGCCAUGAAGUUGGUUGCUGCAGCUAAAGUUAGGAGAGCACAGGAAGCUGUUGUCAAUGGUAGGCCUUUCUCUGAAACUCUAGUAGAAGUUCUUUAUAACAUAAAUGAACAGCUGCAAACCGAGGACAUAGAUGUUCCUCUCACUAAAAAUAGGCCUGUCAAGAAAGUUGCUUUAGUUGUUGUUACUGGCGAUAGAGGUCUUUGUGGAGGUUUUAACAAUAAUAUUAUCAAGAAAGCUGAAUCAAGAAUUGCAGAAUUGAAAGAUCUUGGAGUUGAUUAUACUAUCAUUAGCGUUGGGAAAAAGGGCAACUCUUAUUUCAUAAGGCGGCCUUACAUUCCAGUUGAUAGAUUUCUUGAAGGAACUAAUCUUCCUACAGCUAAAGAGGCUCAAGCAAUUGCAGAUGAUGUAUUUUCACUCUUUGUCAGUGAAGAAGUUGACAAGGUUGAGCUUCUAUAUACAAAAUUUGUGUCACUAGUUAAGUCCGAUCCGGUCAUUCACACCUUGCUUCCACUCUCACCAGAGGGAGAGAUUUGUGAUAUUAAUGGAAACUGUGUAGAUGCUGCUGAGGAUGAGUUCUUCAGGUUGACAACAAAAGAAGGGAAGUUAACCGUAGAAAGAGAUGUGGUUAGGACUCAAACCGUAGAUUUCUCACCAAUUUUGCAGUUUGAGCAGGACCCAGUUCAGAUACUUGAUGCCUUGCUACCUCUAUACUUGAACAGUCAGAUUUUGAAGGCAUUGCAGGAAUCACUAGCCAGUGAGCUUGCUGCUAGGAUGAGUGCUAUGAGCAAUGCAAGUGAUAAUGCAGCAGAAUUGAAGAAGACUCUUUCGAUUGUUUACAAUAGGGCGCGCCAGGCAAAGAUUACAGGAGAGAUACUGGAGAUUGUUGCAGGUGCUAAUGCUUUAGGCUAAGUCAUUUCUGCUUCUACAUGGGCGUCCUCUUAUUCAUUCAAAAUAUGCUUAUUUAAUAACAAUUAUGAGAUAGGAAAUUUUUAUUUUUUUUUCCCCUUCAUCCAUUCGAAUUCUGGGAUUGCUUAUAAGACUGUGUGCACAUUAAGCAGUGUAUUUUGGAACAAGCCACCAUUCUGCUUAUCUUUGUAUCUCGACCUUUUUUUUCUUGUAUCCAUACUACUACUUAUAUUGCCUGAAGUUUUCACUUUCAGGGUGUUUAAAUGUUACUGCUCUAUGUUGAACUAAA
Molecule: messenger RNA, 1602 nt
Organism: Ricinus communis (castor bean)
Lineage: Eukaryota; Viridiplantae; Streptophyta; Magnoliopsida; Malpighiales; Euphorbiaceae
Product: ATP synthase gamma chain, chloroplastic
Exons: 1
Coding region: 186-1316 (376 amino acids)
Biological process (GO): proton motive force-driven ATP synthesis
Cellular component (GO): chloroplast thylakoid membrane
Molecular function (GO): proton-transporting ATP synthase activity, rotational mechanism
Source: RefSeq, a predicted model, not a curated record